Anisakis simplex (herring worm) is the source of this 321-nucleotide messenger RNA. The record is from the annotation of a GenBank genome assembly. Lineage: Eukaryota; Metazoa; Nematoda; Chromadorea; Rhabditida; Anisakidae.
AUGUUGAAUAUAAAUGCUGAUCGACGAAUCCGACUAGUUGAAGAAUGUCCAAUUGAAUAUACAGGAUAUUGCCUUAACGGUGGUGGUUGUAUUUGGGAUGGCACUAAUGCUGCAUCUUGCUUUUGCGUGAAGGGUUUUUCGGGUAAACGAUGCGAGAGACUAAUCCCAUCGAUGCCAGUCACAACCAGCGAACGCAAUCUAACUUCGUUAACCAUUUUCAUCGUGCUUCUUUCGGUGGUACUGUUGAUUGGUGCUGCAUUGGGUAUUGUGGCGAUACGAUAUCACUUCAAACGUUCACGUACUAAUAAAUCAUCAAUGUAA